This is a messenger RNA of Moneuplotes crassus, 865 nucleotides long. The record is from the annotation of a GenBank genome assembly. NCBI's taxonomy places the organism in Eukaryota, Ciliophora, Spirotrichea, Euplotida, Euplotidae.
AUGGACAAUAAACUGAAGAAUAUAUUUUCUCAAAACUCCUCCCUCAAUGAUUUCUCAGAGAAGCUAAAUCAAAAGAACUCGUUUCUUCUUCAAGCCUACUUCGCCUCACAGAGUGCUGGAGGCCCUUCACAAGAGUUCAUUCCAAGUCAAAACUAUGCCACACAAGGAGAGGAGGAGAAGCCAUUACCGGGUGAGCUCACAUUCUAUGACCCUCAAGAGCCUGCUUCUCACAUUGACCUAAAUAGUUGUGUGGAGGAAAAAGAGAAUCUCAACUCUAAAUUAUCCACUCUCGUGGAUAACUCAGGCACGAAGCAGUCUGCCACCGAAAUAGGGACUCCCUCUAAGCCAGACAAAUUAGUUGAUUAUCAGAAGUCAAUUCAACCGAAGCUUCUUAAUAUUAAGGAAGAAGAAAAAACAGAAGCGAAUUCAGCACAGAAGCCAUGCAGUGACCAGGGUGGUAUAAGUUGUCCUCACUGUUAUAACCACCUGGAUCCUCACUAUAUUCUAUCAGAAAUGCAAAAGUUUUUAUCAAAGCAGAACGUAUGCCCACCUCCAAUGAAUUUAGAGCAGAAGUCUCAGUCACCACCUCCUGAAGUAAAUCCUGGUGACAAUAGCCUGAAGGAGAUUCCAGUAGUUAUUUCUAAAUCAAAAUAAAAUCAAAAAGAAGAUCAAUACUUGCGGACAUCCAAACAAGAAGCACUAUGCCAAAGGAAUGUGCUCUAUCUGUUAUCACAGAAAUGGAAGAACAAAGCUUGCUUGGAAGUGCAAGCACAAGGAUAAGCCUAAUUACGCAAAGGGCUGCUGCCAGACAUGCUAUUUAUCCCUCUACUACAAUGAAAAGAAGGAUCGUACAACCGAGAUUUAG